Molecule: messenger RNA, 783 nt
Organism: Lottia gigantea (owl limpet)
Lineage: Eukaryota; Metazoa; Mollusca; Gastropoda; Lottiidae
Exons: 4
Coding region: 98-562 (154 amino acids)
Biological process (GO): positive regulation of plasminogen activation
Cellular component (GO): plasma membrane
Source: RefSeq, a predicted model, not a curated record
GGGCAAUUUGUUUCGUCUUCAUAUUUGCGUUUCAGUCUGUUCAUCCCAUAUCGUCCUUUUAAUCUCUAGAGUAAUACCUAAUACACAUAGCUUCAAAAUGGGAAUGUUUAUCAGUAAAGCUAUGGAUGAAAACAUGAAAAAGCAACAGGAAUUCAUGAUGCAAAAUCAAAUAGUAAUGCUUGAGCGACAAAUUCAAAUGCAGAAUCAAAUGAGAGAGAGACAAAUGGCUAUGCAGAUUGCAAGGAGUAGGGAUAUGAUUUUAUGGUAUGGUUCGUUUUAUGUUUUUGCUGCCUUGGGAUCCAUAGCAGGAUACCGCAAGAAGGGUAACCCUGCAUUUAUAGCUCCUUUAAUACCAUUGACUUUAUUAUUAGCCUAUCAAUAUGAUAUGGCACAUGGCAGUAAAAUGAUCAGAAUUAGAGCUGAAGCUGACCGAGUCUUAGAUCUAGAGUCUGAAGUAAUAGAAAUGCCUCAUGGCUUGCCAACCUUUUCUCAAAUUGAAGCUGGUAGAUUAAAACAGAAAACUGAAGAAAGACUAGGUCAAUCUCAUGAUAUUUUCUUAUAAUCAAAAGAUAAUUUUUGAAAUGUUCGUCAUAUUUAAGGUAAUAUCGAAAAAUUUGCAAUCUGGAAUUAUUGCAAUUUAAAAGCAUUUGAUUCUAAGAAAAAUCAUCAGUUUUGGCAAACCUUCAUGACCUUUGAAGAAAUUAGUUGACAUCACUAGUAAUUUGGUUUUUGGUCCUUCAUGAAAAUUAAAUGAAUUGAAGUGCAAUUAUAUUUCUAAAGCUU